AUGUCACAUGUAACAUCUCCAACUGGUUCAAAGGGCAGCCCCCAAUUGCUGGCUACUUAUUUUGAAAUUGACAGAUGCCAUAUUGUUUUGUGGUCGAAAAUUGCAAAACAUCUACCUGGAAGGACAGAUAACGAAAUAAAGAACUAUUGGAGGACUCGAAUUCAAAAGCACAUUAAGCAAGCCGAGAACAAUUGCACGACCAGCCAAUUAGGCGGCGAUCAGCACAACACAGAUCAAGUCAGCACGAGCCAGAUUUCAGGCUAUGGCCCGACUGAUCAUGCAGUCGAGUCCUAUUCCCCAACCUCCUUGAAUGGGAAUGUGGAAGCUUAUCAAGGCCCUUUUCCCACUUACCAAACGAAUGAAAGCCUUUGGGGCAUGGAGGAUCUUUGGUCCAUGCAUUUGCUCAAUGGGGAUUAA
Messenger RNA from Striga asiatica, 417 nucleotides. The record is from the annotation of a GenBank genome assembly. Lineage: Eukaryota; Viridiplantae; Streptophyta; Magnoliopsida; Lamiales; Orobanchaceae.